AGUGAGUUAAAUCAUGUGAUGGAUGGAAUUUGAGCAAGAGAUUGAGUACCAUUUUUACCCUUUCACUAUGUAUAUUUAUCUAAGUUUAUACUCCUGUACUGUGGUGCAAUCAACUUUUCAAUAAUAUAGUCAACAAUAUAAUCAACAGUAUAGACAACAUACUACACUUCAAACAUUUAGUUUCGACAUAGUAGUGAUUAUUUCCAAUUGGUCUACUUUGUAUGACCGCCUGCUUUUACUCACACUGUUAUUGGUUGUUGAAAGAUGUAAUGAUCAUGCGUUUGACUUUUUCGUACAUGUACUUGUACAAAUUUUAGUGACAUGUAUUAUGUCAAUGUGACAGAACUGUCAAAGAGCUUUUUGUUUAAACAAAAUUUAACAUAAGCCAAAAUUAGAAUACACCUACUUAAAUUUAUGGUCGAAAGUGGAACAUGAAAACAUGUGUCAAAAGUUUGGGUAUAUUAAUCUGUCAAGAUUAAACAUCUCUACUAUAUCAUAAAGAUGUAUUUAAGUUAGUAAGCAAUCAAUGAAAAGGAUAAAAUAUUGCCAAUUAAAUUGUGCAUAGAAAAUAGAACUAUAUUUAAAAUUAUGGCAGCAAUACGACAUACGUUACAAAGGGAAGUGUUUACUCCUGCUGAUGAAAAAUUGUUAAGCGUGUGUUAUGUCAGUAAGGCAUAUAAAAAAAAGAAAAUGAGCUUUCUCUGUUUAACCACAACGACAGAUACACCGCCGUCUUUGCUUUUAUAUCAAGUAAAGAAGAAUGAUAAAAACAUAUUCAAAAAGAAACAGUCAUGGUCGUUAGGUGAUAUUCAAAUUGUGGAUGGAGUUAAAAAUGACUCGAUGGAUAUAGAAUUACAUAUAGACAAAGUAUAUAAAUGGUCUGUAACAACGGCUCAAGAACGAAGAACAUUUUUGAGCAAUUUGUAUACUUAUUCUUGUAGCAUAGCUCAAAGACCACAAUUUAAAAAUAUUCCUAAAGAAUGGCUUAUAGAUCCUAGUUCUUUGAAAGAAAGUGAUAGUAUUACUUUCACCCCAGAACUUCUUACAUCUCCUAUUUCAUCAGAUUAUCAACCUAUUACUGAAAAAGAAGCUGUUGAUUUAAAACAGAUGAUGGAGAAUUGUGAACAUGCAGUUGCUAAUGCAGAACUUUUUAUGGAAACACUUUCUAAAGAUCUCUCUAUUCUCGAUGGGGAAAAUGUGCAAUCAGUUUUGGCAUCGGAAGCUCGAGUAACUCAAUUGAUGAAUAGUAUUGAAGCAGCAAUAACUGAGGCUUCUAUUGUGGAAGCUCGUCUUAUAGCUUACGAUGAGGCACUUGGUAGAAUUAGAGAAGUUAUGGCUCGUGUAGGUCAAAAAAAUCAAGCUAUUCAUACAGCCAAUAAUAAUGCAAGACUUCUGUUAGAUCAGUUAAAUACAGUCAUUUCGCAAUUGGAUAUUUCACCUACUCAUCAGCGUAUUUUGAGCGAAGCUGAACUACCAGGUGAAAAAGAAGAACUUAGUCAAGCAGGUGCUGCUCUUUUAAAAGCCACAACAGCUCCAUUACCACCAGGACUUGAUAAAUUAAGUGCAGUGACUGAACAAAAAAGACGUCUCGAUAAACAUAGGGCGAAAUUUUCUAUAAUUGUGGCUAGACAUUUGAAUAAUCUUUUUAUUCAUUUGGGUAACGAUGUCGGAGAUAUGUCAAUGUCAACAACAGAUUUAAUUCUUCCAACUCAUCAAGCAGUUCAUUACGAACUUGAACCAUAUACUGAGUUAAUGCAAUUAUUAAGAGCAUUAGACAAUAAAGCGUUUGUACAAUUAACUAAAGUUUAUACAGAUACAAUGAGUAAAUUAUAUAAAAGAGAUUUAAAGCGAUUUUUUGAAGAAGCAAGAAAUAAACUUAUUUCUAAACGCCUCCAAGCGAAUACAUCAAAAUCUAGCGGACAAAAGGCAGAAGAUCUAUUGAAUCCAGCACCUAUUUGUUUAUUAAGCGGUGAAGUAUGGGCACCUGUAGGAGAUGGAAAUCUUUUAGAUUCAGUACUCGAUUGUAUGCUUUCACAAAUGCAACCAGUUUGUCUUGCAGAGCAAGCCUUUUGUAUUUCAUUUCUACAACUGGAUUCUGUUCUCUCCCCAUCGAAAAGCAGUGAAUUGGAUGAGACGGAUAAUGUUAGUAAUGGUGCUGCAAGUCCUGGAUCAGUUACCUCUACAGCAAGUAAAAAACUAGAAAGACAAGUAAAUGAAGAAGUGCGUGCAACAAUGGCAGCAAUAUUUCCAUCACUGGAAACUGAGUUAAAUAAUUUUAUUGCCUUCUUAGACAAAAUUGAUAGUUUUUGGUGCAUGUAUGUUUUGGUACGUUUGUCUCAACAUGUUAUGUCUGCGCAAGAUACUGGUUCUUUUUUAUCUAUGACAUUUGCUUCUGCUUUAAUUCAAGUUAAAAGGUCUUUCGAUAAAUUUAUGAAAACACAACUACAAUCAAUUUUAUGUGACACGAAAGUCAAUCGCAGAAAUAAAUGUGGUAUAUUGUCAUACGUAGAAAACUUUGAACAUUUUGCAAAAGCAGCAGAAAAAAUUUUCAAAAAUUCAGAUAGAAAGGUUGAUCUUGAAAAAUGGUACACUAAAUUAGUAAGUACAAUGUUUGAAGCAAUUGUCAUCCAUAGUAGAGAACAUCAUAAAACUCCGCAAGAAGUUAUUAAGAUGGAAAAUUUUCAUCAUUUAUACGAUCUUCUGUCGCAAUUAAAAAUAUCUGUGCUUGAUCACGAGCGCAAAGAAGCUAAACAAAAAUACCAAGAUGCUUUGCGUGCAUAUGUCACACAAUAUUUUGGAAGACCUCUUGAAAAGCUUAAUCUAUUUUUUGAAGGUGUGCAAGCCAAAGUUGGUGCUGGAGUUAAAGAGUCUGAAGUUAGUUAUCAGAUGGCUUUCAGUAAACAAGAACUCAGACGUGUCGUGAAGGAAUAUCCAGCUCGAGAAGUUAAAAAGGGUUUAGAAAAUUUGUAUAGAAAAGUUGAGAAACAUCUAUGCGAAGAAGAAAAUUUGUUACAAGUUGUUUGGCGUGAAAUGCAAGGUGAAUUCAUUGCACAAUACAUAUACAUAGAGGAAUUGAUACAGCGAUGUUAUCCCGAUAGUAUGGUAACACUUGAAUUUACUAUACAGGAUAUAUUAGAAUUUUUCUCUGAGAUAGCUCGAUCUCAUUGAGAAAUUUAAUAAAUCAGAAUUGUAAAGUGAAUAAAAUUUUAUAAUUCACAUUAGUAUUUAGAUUAAAGUACUAGAACAAUAAAGUAAUAUAAUUUCCUAUAAAUAAACUGUAGAUAUUCAAUUUCUGCAAAUAAUAUAAAUGUUUUAUAGGAAAUUCAUUUUUGUAUAAAACAAAGUACAAAAAAAUUAUUUAAUAUAACUCGACUUUACAAUAUUACUAAAGUACUAUUAAAAGAUAAAUAAACAUUGUUCUGUUUUCAUUUGAUUGAAGUAUGAGAAUAUGUAAAAAUUAAUAUUAAAAGUUGUAUUUAUUAUACAUGAAAGUAUUGUAUUAUUCUUGGAAAUAGAGUAAUUACAAGUUGCUGUAUUUGUUAUGUUCUACAACAUUUUGUACGUAUAUCUACUAUAUUCUAUAAAUAUUAUUUAUACAUAUUAUUCUUUUGGAGUUGGCGCAGAAAAGUUGAGCCAGAGUAAAUCAGUGAUUCUACCCUGAAAAUUGAAAUAAGAUUAUAAAUUAAUAAUAUUAUUAAAUUUAAGAUAGUAUUGAUAUUAUAUUAUUACAUACAAAUGCAAUAGUAGCAACAAGGAAAGUAACUCCAAAAGCUAAUUGUGCAUUGUACUUUCUUUGAUUUUUAUUGUAUGCUUCCUUCCAACAACCUUGUGGCACGGGUAAUUCAUCGAAAUGUGCUGGUUUUCUCAACUGUUCAGGAAGGGCAGAUGUUCCUGAUGAUGAUG
This is a messenger RNA of Nomia melanderi (Alkali bee), 3903 nucleotides long. RefSeq names its product exocyst complex component Sec3 (gene Sec3). The record is from RefSeq and is a predicted model, not a curated record. Gene Ontology annotation, biological process: Golgi to plasma membrane transport; exocytosis. Lineage: Eukaryota; Metazoa; Arthropoda; Insecta; Hymenoptera; Halictidae. Gene Ontology annotation, cellular component: plasma membrane; exocyst. Gene Ontology annotation, molecular function: phosphatidylinositol-4,5-bisphosphate binding.